AUAGGCUAUUUCAAUGGCCCCUCUCUGGGCUUUGCUAUGGGCGCUGCCUCUUGCGUCGCUGGCGGCACGCGUGGCGGUGGUCCAGUCUCUACUGGAGAGGCGAAACGCGCUUGGCUCUGAGGAGCCGCCGGAGAUUGAAGAUGACCCGCCGCUGCCGGAGCAGUGGGAGAAGAAGAUCCGAGUGCUGGAGCCCUUGGGUCAGGGCGGCUUCGGCCGUGUCUUCAAGGCCCAGGUGAUCUGCGAGGAAUCCGCUGCUAGCGCUUCCGCGCUGGUGGCCAUGAAGGUGAUGCACAACCAGCGCUCCUCCCACGAGGAGGUAGAAGCCCUGCGGGAUAUGCGAGGCGCUAGCUGGUACUGCGCCGGCGCUGUGGGCCGGCCGGGCCACGUGAAGUUCGAAGGUCAACACUAUGCACUGAUGCCCUUCAUGAACAAAGGGGAUCUGCACGAGGUGCUCAAGAACUGCUACCACAGCCACGCCUGCCGAUGCAACAGGCAGCCGGGAGAGGAGCUUUGCUGGGAGGCCCUUGGCCGUCCCUUCAGCCUGGACAUGGUGCUGGCGCUCUUCCUUCAAGUCAUGAAAGGUGUAAGAGCCAUGCACGAGCAUCACAUCGUGCACAUGGACUUGAAGCCUGAGAACGUCAUGCUGCACUGCACCGACGGGCACUGCUACGCGCGCGUGGUGGACCUUGGGCUGAGCUGCCGCAGCGGUCGCAACUGCCACUCUCUGGGCACGGUCGGCUACAUCGCCCCAGAGGUUUGGAAAGGUGUGCGCGUGGGCGUCCCGGCGAACGACGUGUUCUCCUUAGGCGUCAUCCUGUACAUGCUGGUGGUGGGGCACCCGCCGCCCUUCCACGGUGACCGCGACGGGGAAAGCACCACGCACUACAAGCCACACCUGGAUCGAUACAUCAGGCCUUGGUUCCAGCGGCCCCUGGGCCAUUUGAUGGCGAAGAUGCUGAACCUCAGGCCCCUUCGACGGAUUCCCCUGGAGAGGGCCAUUGACGAGUUGAAGGGGAUCCUGCUGAACCGCAACCUGAGCCAGGAAAUCCUGCAGAUGAUGGAGCACAAUCCGGAGGAGACAGGCGCUAUGCACCCCUUGCCCCAGUGUCUGGAGAAGGACGCAGGUGCCAGAAAAAGCCUCACGGGCCUACUGGGACUCCUUGCUCUUUCUGCACUGAUCUUCCAAUAGAGCGUUCAGCUCGCUUCCGGCGCCGCAUGCGCCGCAUGCGCGCGGAAUGGACUUGGUAUGGUCCAAGUCAUUUGGAACAUUGGCGGAGCUGCGUUUGGCAAGGCCAAGUUACCUGACCUCCUCAAGGGGGCUGCUACGGAUCCGUUUUGGUCGAUAAAAUCAUUCUAGUGGUUCACUCAGAUGACAGUUAGCCAGUUGGGAGUGAGCUGCCCAGAUGAGAGAUUGCCAAUUCUGGUAGUGUUGCAUCCAAGAUUCCAAGGAUUUUACUCUGCUAGGUCCUCCAGUAGUGC
This is a messenger RNA of Effrenium voratum, 1479 nucleotides long. The record is from the annotation of a GenBank genome assembly. Lineage: Eukaryota; Dinophyceae; Suessiales; Symbiodiniaceae.